AGGAGAAAGAGAGACAGAGCAGAAGCUCUCAGAUUAGAGUGUGUGUUGCUCAGAGUGUUGCAGCACACGCUGAGAUGAUUCUCGAGAUAUAAGUCAGUUAAUUGAGCAAGGAAACGGUCAGCUCAGUGUGGUUCUGUGCUCUUUGUGAUAUGUCAGGCACUGACAGUCCAAACAGCACCAGUGCGUCUCCGAUCUCCGACUACGAAUGGAGAUAUGAAUACUAUGAUGAAGAGGAGCCGGUGUCUUUUGAGGGACUUAAGGCGCACCGCUACUCUAUAGUGAUCUGCUUCUGGGUCGGCCUGGCUGUCUUUGUCAUCUUCAUGUUUUUUCUGCUCACAAUUCUGACCAAGACGGGAGCUUCACAGCCUGACAGCAUGGCUCAGCCAUGUGAGAAGCGGCACCGUCUAAUUGACUACAUGGACACUGAACUCAACAAUAGAGUCCGCCCUCCUCACUCCAGUGGUCUGGACUCCUCCUGUUCUCUUUUCAAGUGCUAUGUGUCCAAGGAGGGUCAGUUGAGUCCCAGAGCCCUUUGGACCACAGGCAGAGGAGCAUCUGGAGGCUGCCACAGGAGGCCCAGCAGCAGUCUGGAGGGGGAGGAUGGCAUUCUCCUGCAGGAGCUAGCAGUGGCAGCUAAUAGGACUGAGAAAGAAGGCAUCCUGUUGGCUCACUUUAGCAUCCCUAACUGUGUGAACUCUGACCAGAGCUCAAGUGUAGUUGACAAUGAACAGCUGCUGGGAGAUCCAGAGCUGCCAGUCACUCCGGAGGGUUGGGAUCAGAGUGCUGUGAACCACAGCGACCACAAUGAUUUCCACGCCCCCAGGAAGAGUGCUGGACUUUGAAGCCAAUUUGACAUGGUAGAGGGGUAAACCGGAAGUUACCAACUCAGCUGGCAGUCUUUUUCCAUGAUAUGGAAGCUUGUUGAACUUCAUGUGCCACUGAAUGGUCUUCAUAAGAAUGAAAUGAUUCCCAUCUCCAACACUGUAUCCACUUCUUUCUAUCAUUGAUGAUUUUAUAUAAAACUGGACAGCUGAGAGCAUUCUUAUGAUAACUCUGCUGACAUCUGAAGACACCACAGCUUUGAUUAUGACAAAACAUUGAUGGAGGAUGUGUUUACACUUCCUGACAUUCAAAUAGCCACCAAGUGAUCACAAAAUACACAGACUUGCCAAUGUAAGUCUACGCUCUCCAGAAAAACUUUAAAAUUCUAUGGCCAUAAAUAUAUAUAUGGUUAGGGACCACUGAGAAAACCAUGAAAGACAAAAUAUAAGAAUGAAGUGUGUUAAGUUGUCCACACCUGUUAAGCCUCAUAGGUCAUCUGUAAAACAUGGCAGUAUUUUUCCUGUCUGUCUGUCUGUCUGUCUGUCUGUAAUGUGACAGUUGGGUUGACAGGUGGAACAUUUUCUCCUUUGUACUGAUUAUAUAACCCAUCCUGCCUCUUUUGGUGCUUCAGCUAAAGAAGUAGAUAAAGACAGAUUGUAGCAAGGUUAAGGCACACUUCACACAGUAUAUGUACUGUAUACACAGAUGACAACAGCAGGUUGCUAUUCUGUAUCACCAUCAUGUCCUGGAGAUGGAAACAGAUGUUUUCCUUAGUUCUCUUCAUCCUUUGACUCUGCCUAAAGGACAAAAAAAAUAAGUGGAGUGUAUCAUUUAUUUUCUUCACAAUGAGUCUCUGUCUGCUGCUAAAAUGUUUUAGUUCUGACCCUCUGCAGCAGAAAAAUCACUUUAUGCUGCUUUUUUUUCCUUUUAAAUGACCAGUCUGUAUGAUUUAGUGGCAUCUAGCAGUGUAGAUGCUGGUGGCAAACCCUUCACCUCACCCUCUCCUUCCUAGCAUGUGGUCCCUAUCUAGAGUCAGUGUUGAGUUUGCUCAAAAAUCAGACACACUGGACCUUUAAAGCCUCCCCGAACAUGUGAGGGUCUGUAUUUAGCAAACACUUAAGAAUGAUCACAGAAACUGUGAAGUACAAAAGUUUGUCAUUAAUGGAAGAAUAAAACACUUUUAUCAGCAACCUCCCUCUCACAGUGAAGUGUAGAGGAAUGUCUGAAUGAAAGGUAAAUGGCAACACUUAGAGAGCGCUUUUAUCCAAAGUGCUUUACAAGGUUUCCGCUGCUCCUAG
Larimichthys crocea (large yellow croaker) is the source of this 2120-nucleotide messenger RNA. RefSeq names its product melanocortin-2 receptor accessory protein 2A. Lineage: Eukaryota; Metazoa; Chordata; Actinopteri; Sciaenidae. The record is from RefSeq and is a predicted model, not a curated record. Gene Ontology annotation, cellular component: plasma membrane; endoplasmic reticulum. Gene Ontology annotation, biological process: protein localization to plasma membrane; regulation of adenylate cyclase-activating G protein-coupled receptor signaling pathway. Gene Ontology annotation, molecular function: corticotropin hormone receptor binding; type 3 melanocortin receptor binding; signaling receptor regulator activity. The transcript is spliced from 3 exons. Bases 150 to 842 code for a protein of 230 amino acids.